CCAACUACGGUCGUUUGACGACGUUGGUGCUCCUGUGGCCAGUUGUCUUACGCAUCCGAAAUAAUGUACAGCCUCAGGUGAGGUCAAAUGUUGUGGAAAAGCAAAACGCGUCGCUGACAGGUGGACGGAAAUAUCUGCCUGUCCUACUCGGAAGGAAGAAAGAUGGAUGUGAACAAAACGGUGCUAUGUGAGAGCCUGGUCGUAUGGCUGCAGACCUUCAACACCCCGGCGCCAUGCCAGACCGUGGAGGACCUAACCACAGGUGCAGCCAUGUCUCAGGCUCUGCAUCAAAUAGACCCCUCAUGGUUCAGCGAGGGCUGGCUGAGCCGCAUCAAGGAGGACGUUGGGGAGAACUGGAGACUGAAGAUGAACAACCUGAAAAAGAUCCUUCAGAUGAUUGUUGAUUACUAUAAUGAGGUCCUGGUCCAGCAGAUAUCGGACUUCCCACGCCCUGAUCUGGUGCGGGUUGCUGAGCACUCUGACCCGGUAGAACUGGGACGCCUGCUGCAGCUUAUCCUGGGCUGCGCUGUGAAUUGUGAACGCAAACAGGAGUACAUCCAAGUCAUCAUGACCCUGGAGGAGUCUGUGCAGCAUGUGGUUAUGACGGCCAUUCAGGAGCUCAUGAGCAGAGAGACCAUGACCCACUUCGGAGCUGAGCCACUUGGGGACUUUGAGCAGCAGCUGAAGAAGACCAUGGAGGACCUGGCAGAGGUGAUUGCUGAGAAGGAGGAGCUUGCUCAGCGUUGCCAGGAGCUGGACAUUCAGGUCACAGUGCUGCAGGAGGAGAGAAACAGCCUCCUCGCAGAGAAUGACGUACUUACGGACCGAGCCAGUCAGCUCGACACGUUUGACAACCCCAGCACUCCGUCGGGCAAGAAGCACAGCCAGCUACAGUUUCAGCUGGAGCAGCUCCAGGAGGACAACUUCCGACUGGAGGCUGCUAAAGAUGACUACCGGAUCCACUGUGAGGAACUGGAGAAGCAGCUUAUCGAGAUCCAGCAUCGCAACGAUGAGCUGACCAGCUUGGCUGAAGAGUCUCGUGCACUCAAAGACGAACUGGACAUUCUCAGGAGCUGCUCUGACCGGGUGGUAAAGUUGGAGGCAUCGGUGGAGACCUACCGUAAGAAGCUGGAUGACCUGGGUGAUUUGCGGCGACAGAUGAAGGCCCUGGAGGAGAAGAACAUGACGUACAUGGAGAACACGGUCAGCCUGGAGGAGGAGCUCCGCAAGGCCAACGCUGCCCGCACCCAGCUGGAGACCUACAAGAGACAGGUCCAGGAGCUGCACAGGAAGUUGUCUGAGGAAUCUCGGCGGGCGGAUAAUUUUGCCUAUGAGAUGAAGAAGCUGGAGGAGAAGCAUGAGACCGUGCUGAAGGAGAGAGAGAGGAUCAUAAUCGAACGGGACUCUUUGAAAGAGACCAAUGAGGAGCUUCGAUGCACACAGGCCCAGCAAGACCAGCUCCUACAAGCAGAGAAGAUCCAGACUGAUAGUCCAAGCCAUGACAACCUUGCAGCAGAGAUGCUGCCUAUCGAGUACAGGGAGAAGUUCAUUCGGCUGCAGCACGAGAACAAAAUGCUGCGUCUGCAGCAGGAGGGCUCGGAGAACGAGCGCAUCGCCGAACUGCAGCUGCAGCUGGAAGCGGUGCACCGUGAGCGCAGUGAGCAGGAGACUGAGACCAGGUUAAACAGUGAGCGGAUCAGUGAGCUGCAACAGCAGGUGGAGGACCUCCAGAAAGCCCUGCAGGGCCAGGAGACCAAGCCAGAGGACUCUCACCUCAAGAGGAAACUGGAUGCCCACAUGGUGCAGCUGAAUCAAGCCCAGGAUGAAAUAAUGAAGAAGAAAGAGCUUCUCGAGGACCUCCAGCCAGAUGCCACUCAGAAUGCUCUGAAACUGGAGGAACUCAUGGCUGCACUUAAGAAGAAGGAUGAGGACAUGAAGGCAAUGGAGGAGAGAUACAAGAUGUACCUGGAGAAGGCUCGCAACGUGAUCCGCGCUCUGGACCCGAAGCUGAACCCAGCCUCUGCGGAGAUCCAGUCUCUGAAAAACCAGCUCUCUGAGAAGGAGAAGAGAAUCGGCUCUUUAGAGAGAGAAUGUGAGCAAGCCAAACUGAGGGAGUAUGAGGAGAAGCUGAUCGUUACUGCAUGGUACAAUAAGAGCCUGAACUUCCAGAAGCUGGCAAUCGAGUCCCGCCUGGGCGCUCGCUCCAACUCUUUGUGCCCCUCUGGCCAGUCCUUCCUGGCCCAGCAGCGGCAGGUGACCAGUUCCCGGCGGACGGUCUCGGUCAACACACCUGCUUCCUCCUCCAAGUGAAGGAAUCUUCCACCCUUUUCUCCUCUUCCUCUUCUCUGCCCUCCCUUUGUCUCUUUCUCGGCCUCUCUUUUCACACCCUCUCUGAUGUGCACUUAAGUGACCUUAAGGAAACUGGUCGGUAUCCCACAGCUGCCACUUCUACAGUACACACACACUAGCACUGAGGUCAGACACCUACACACACACACAUGCACGCAAGUACACACACACACACACACACACACACACAAAACCACCACACUAACAUCUCUUGACACACUAACAUCAAUUGAGUAAACAUAGUCUUGCUCACACCAGCACACAUAGUCCUGUAUGUUCGUAGCAAAACACUCCUGCCCUGUGACGCCUAUUGUACUAUUCCAGGGCACACCUCUUCGCCUUUUAAAGACCACUUUCAUCACAUCAAUUUAAUCAUAAUCACUACACCAGGACAAUUUUAAGUGUGAUGGCAGCCUCAAUACAAACAGGGAAAGAGAAAGCAUAAUUACGUAAUGUUGGAUAACAGUAACUUCGGGGUUUUUUUUGUGUUUUUUUAAACAAUGGCUAGCAUGUCUGCUUUAAGCUCAAAUUAUUCUAUAACCAUAGACCAUACUAUGCAGUAAAGAUAUAAGGACAAGGGGCCAUCUGUGCACAAUUUCAACAGUGUCAUUCUUAAGAUACAGGAAGUACUUAUCAUACUGCUGCUUGGCACUCUUCAUUCAUAGGACACUCGCUAGAUCAGAGUUGCUGUAGUGGCAUGGGUAUAACCUAAAUCUGGUGCUGGACACCAAUAAAGCUUUUGUUGCUUUUUUUGCUCUUUCUGUAUGAGGAACUACACAUCUCAGUCUUAAUAAAUAAUAAUAAUAAUAAAAA
Molecule: messenger RNA, 3162 nt
Organism: Alosa sapidissima (American shad)
Lineage: Eukaryota; Metazoa; Chordata; Actinopteri; Clupeiformes; Clupeidae
Gene: hook1
Product: hook microtubule-tethering protein 1
Exons: 22
Coding region: 163-2310 (715 amino acids)
Biological process (GO): cytoplasmic microtubule organization; cytoskeleton-dependent intracellular transport
Cellular component (GO): cytoplasm; centrosome
Molecular function (GO): microtubule binding; dynein light intermediate chain binding
Source: RefSeq, a predicted model, not a curated record